CCUCCAACAAACUUUCUCCUUAGCCAGGCUGACCCCUCCGAAGCUUUCUCUUCUCUUCCUGCCCCUCCCCACUUUCUGCUGUAAUCAGAUCCACCUGUUGCAGGUGCCCUAGCUGUGGGGACAAGCAUCUGGCAGGUAUAGGGUGUCAAGCUGAAGCCUUGAGGAAGCCUUUGAAAGGGGGCAAGCAGGUAGACGUUCUAAGCUAGACACCAGACCUGCCCAAGAAGGGAAGAAGUCCUUAGCAUGAAGUGUGUGAAAUGCUGUGACUGAUUUAGCUAGCCAAAAGAAAAAUAUCAAGUCUUCUUAUGGAAGGGUAUUUGAAUGCAGGUGGGAGCAGAGUAGUGAGAAAGAUGGUUGGGGGAGAGUUGGUGACAUUUGUUGAGGUAAAAGACCCAGGCGAGUAGUUUAGUUUGAGCCAUGCCAAAGGUGCCUGUGGGAUAUCCCCGCAGGGCCAGGGAGGCAGGUGGGUCUGUGAUGGAAACUGGAGAGCCAGUCUGCAUCAAGAGGUACUUCCUAGACCUUGGGGAGGCAUCCCGCACAGCAAGUGGGGGGGUAGGUCCGCUUGUACGAAAAGAGCACCUUUGUGAUGUUCCGCACACCUUAGCCUGCUCUCCCCUGCUGCCUCCACGAUAUAGAAGCAUCCAGAAUUUUAGGCUCCAAUAAACUUACAGUAGAGAAGGUUCUCUUUUAUCUCUUCCCAUUUUUUCACUCUCAGUAUUGGGAAAAGGAUACUGUCACCCGGUUUUUGCAAUAAUGAGGCCAGAACAAGAGAGUGAUGGUCGCCAGGUAGUGAUGGCUAACAGCCCGACUAUUAUAAAGUGUCCAAAGACAAAAACUAACGUCUGAAUUCUCCAAGGCCGAGCGGCCAACAGCCUCCAGUGCUCUUUGUUCUGCAAACCCGGGCAGGAGCUCUCGGGAGACUCCGGACCGUGGUGGCAGCGCGUUUUACGCGCUGGCGCUUGUAGCCGCCGCGGCCAUCUUGGCUGAGGGUACAAAGACAAAGCAACUGGGAGCUGCUGAGUGGCGUCACCGUAGGCACGACUACGUGGGAACAAAGUUCGAGAGGCCGUGCUGCCGCCAUCUUUUACGAUGGCAUCUUCCCGUUUUGAUUAUGUCCCUGAAGCCACUAGCUUUUGGUUUUCAUCCACUCUAAUGGCCCACGAGAGCGGGUCCUGAUCACGGCCCUCCGGCCCUGCGGUCCGCGCUGCGGGGCGUUCUUGAGUAAACCCAGGCCCGGCAAGGAGAGGUGGCUGGCCCGCCGCCGGGGCUGCCAGUUCUUAUGGCACCGCCUGUAGCCCAGCUCCCUGCCCGUGAACCAAACGGGGCCGGGUCCGAGCGCAGGAAGCCUGGGGCCGUGAGCUUCGCAGACGUGGCUGUGUACUUCUCCCCAGAGGAAUGGGGGUGUCUGCGGCCCGCGCAGAGGACCCUGUACCGGGACGUGAUGCGGGAGACCUACGGUCACCUGGGCGCGCUUGGUGAGGCCCUCCCCGAUCGCCUGGGCCCACAUCCCGGAGUUGGAGGCACCAAGCCAGCGCUCAUCUCCUGGGUGGAGGAAGAGGCCGAACUAUGGGGUCCAGAUGCCCAAGAUCCCGAAGUGGCUCGGUGCACGACAGAUGCGGACCCAGAUUCCAGAAACAAGGAAGAGAAAAGACAAAGAGAAGGGAUAGAAGCACUGGAGAAGAUCUUUACUAUGGCUGCCCAGCCUCCUGAUCUGAAGGCUCCCCAGCUGCCCUCUGAUGGGUUCCCUUAUGGUUUGAAGCAGCUAUUCAAGGCACCUGCUCGGGGUCGUCCCCCACUCUGUGCCCAUCCCCCUGUCCCACGAGCAGACAAGCGUCAUGGCUGCUACCUGUGCGGGAAGAGCUUUGCAUGGCGUUCCACACUGGUGGAGCACCUCUAUACUCACACAGGCGAGAAGCCGUUCUGCUGCCCUGACUGUGGAAAGGGCUUCAGCCAGGCUUCCUCCCUCAGCAAACACAGGGCCACCCACCGAGGGGAGCGGCCCCACCGCUGCCCUGAUUGUGGCCGGGCCUUCACCCAGCGCUCUGCCCUCACCACCCACCUGCGGGUCCACACAGGCGAGAAGCCCUACUGCUGUGCUGACUGCGGCCGCUGCUUCAGCCAGAGCUCUGCCCUCUACCAGCACCAGCGGGUUCACAGUGGCGAGACCCCUUUCCCCUGUUCAGACUGUGGUCGUGCCUUCGCCCAUGCUUCAGACCUUCGGCGCCAUGUGCGCACCCACACAGGCGAGAAGCCCUACCCGUGCCCAGACUGUGGGCGCUGCUUCCGCCAGAGCUCUGAGAUGGCAGCUCACAGGCGCACUCACAGUGGCGAGCGUCCCUACCCCUGUCCUCAGUGUGGCAGAUGUUUUGGCCAGAAGUCAGCCAUGGCCAAGCACCAGUGGGUUCAUCGGCCAGGGGCUUCUGGGCACAGGGGCCGGGGUGCUAGUGGGCUGUCUGUGCCCUUGGCUCCUGGUAGAGGGGACCUAGACCCACCUGUUGGCUUCCAACUCUACCCAGAGAUAUUCCAGGAGUGUGGGUGAUGGCCUCAAAAGUGACAAGGCAAAGGGUGAAGAUGUAGACAUUGCCUACAGGCAGGGCUCAGGAAUCCUGGUAAGAGCUGGAUCUGGGGCAUAAGGACAGUGCAUCUUAGGCUCAUUUGCUGAUUCUUUGCUCCCUACUGCCCCAGACUAAAGGGCCCCCUUUGUUGAGGCAAGGUUGAGGUAAAAACUCCCACUAAACCUCCAUAUGGGGAAGCAAAUGUUUCUCAGGUCAGAGAUGUUAAAGGGAAAACCUUGUUUUAACCUUUUUGUUUUUGUUGUACAAGUUAAAACCCAAAGGCUAUGUACUGAUCUGGCCUGCAGCUGCCCUAUGUAUAUAUGUAUUUUGGCUGAGGCAGUAUUUUUAAGUUUUUAAGUGUUAUAAAUUAGUAGUCAAGAUUUAAAAGUCAGGUUAUUUUACACAAAAAUCCUUGUUUCUGGCUUCUCUUAAAAAAUCCAAAGAUUGGGCAGUUUGACCCAAGCUCCCACAAAGCCACAAGUGGUGGGAGCUGAGCAGCAGCUGCCUGCAUGGAUGAAGCCAGUGCCAGAGUUUUCCCUUUACCUUGGCCUUGCCACUCAUUACUGACUUCUGAUCGAGCAUCAGGUGCCAUUUUGUCGUGGCUCAUAUUUAGUGUUUUUGGUGCUUAAAAGUAGAACAAAGAAGAACAUGAAAUAUUUCUUUUUCUUUCUUUUUUUUGAGACAGAGUCUCGCUAUGUUGCCCUCAUAGUGGGCACCAUAGUUGCCACCAUAG
Molecule: messenger RNA, 3288 nt
Organism: Otolemur garnettii (small-eared galago)
Lineage: Eukaryota; Metazoa; Chordata; Mammalia; Primates; Galagidae
Gene: ZNF764
Product: zinc finger protein 764
Exons: 3
Coding region: 1280-2539 (419 amino acids)
Biological process (GO): negative regulation of transcription by RNA polymerase II
Cellular component (GO): nucleus
Molecular function (GO): DNA-binding transcription repressor activity, RNA polymerase II-specific; RNA polymerase II cis-regulatory region sequence-specific DNA binding
Source: RefSeq, a predicted model, not a curated record